Messenger RNA from Moneuplotes crassus, 3218 nucleotides. Lineage: Eukaryota; Ciliophora; Spirotrichea; Euplotida; Euplotidae. The record is from the annotation of a GenBank genome assembly.
AUUUUUGUCAAAUUUUGAUGGAAAAUAGCAAGAUUUCAGAGGAGUUUAGUCAGUGGUGAGCAACUGAGCAAGGCUCACUCAUUCACCAAAUGCUUGAAGUAAAUCUUAACCUGAAACCAAGGAAGAUUAAAACACACUCAGAUGUGGUGCUCAAGACAGGAACAGAGUCUAUCCAAAAGUUUAAGGAGUCAAGAUCAAUUAAUCUAGUAAAUCCCAAAGCAGAGCCUGAAAAAAUGAAGAAGAAGCUAUCAGAGUUUCUUCAAGAAGAUGAGAUCCUCGAUAACACCGUUCCAUGAAAUGAGCUUGAUAUGGGAAGCUUUAUUUUCCAAAAUCGAGAGUUUUCUCAUGAGCCAAUACAAAAGCUAAAGCAAGAAUAUGCACUAAAGAAUGAUGGGCUUCCGACACCAGUCGCUCCUGAAGAGUCUGCACAAGGAGAAAAGUAUACUUUCACGAAGUACUACAAUGAUUUGGUCAACAAGAGGAAAAUCAAGAGAGAAAUUCCAGAUUUUUACAUUGGUGUUGACUUCUCUAAACUGAGAGAAGGUAAGAGAAGGAUCAUCAAUGUUGAAAUGAUAUCUGAUACAGAGUUUGGAGUCACCCACACUUUUAUGAUAACUCAAGAAUUAGUUGCCAUUUUCAGAAAAUAUGAGGGAAGAUUUGAGAGAGAUUACAAAAUGACAGUGAUGGAGUUUAGACAUUACCCAGAAUUCCUUGUAGAAAUCCAAGCAUUCGCGAAGCCCAAAAAUCUGAUAGUGUAUCCAGUGCCAGAGUUUGUUUUUGAUUUGAUGUCAAACCCAGUCCCAUUCUCUAACGAAUUAGUUGAUAAUUUUGUUGGGUAUGAUUACAGAAAGGAUCUAGGAAUGUUUCCUCUCACAGAUGAUCUGCCUCAUAGUCUCCAAGAGUCCCUUUAUAACUUCCAACUUGAAGGUAUCAAAUUCGGUAUCGAACAUCAUGGGCGCUGAUUGAUUGGAGAUGAGAUGGGAGUCGGUAAAACCAUCCAAGCUCUUGGAAUAGCUUGCCUUUAUAAAGAAGACUGGCCUCUACUCAUAGUCGUCCCUUCAUCUCUUAGAUUUAACUGGAGAGAUGAGAUUCUAAAAUGGCUAGAUCACAUUCUUCCUCAUGAGAUACAAAUUAUUUCAAGAGGUAACCAAGAGUUUGACCCUGGAGCAAAGAUCUUUAUCACUAGUUAUGAUCUGGCAACCUUAGAUUCAGCAUUUAUCAGUUGCUGAGAGUUUAAAAUAAUAAUUUGAGAUGAAGCCCAUUAUUUGAAGAGUAGGAAUUCUGAUAGGUCCAAAAACCUCAUCCCAAUGUUAAUGAAAGCAAAGAGAACCCUAGUUUUAUCUGGAACACCCAUGCUUCAGAGACCUAUUGAGAUUUAUAAUAUUUUAAGAGUGGUCAGACCAGAUAUUUUCCACGAUUUCGAACAAUUUGGAUACAGAUAUUGUGCCCCGAGAGAGACAUAUAGCGGUAUCAGCUGGAAUGGUUCCAGCAACAUCAGAGAAUUACACUACAUUCUAUCUAAAAAAAUCAUGAUCAGAAGACUCAAAGUUGAUGUCCUAACAGAACUUCCCACUAAGACUAGGCAAAAGGUAUAUGUUUCCACUGAAAUAGGAUCAAUGAAAAAGAUCAAUAUGUUUGUGAAGAAAAUUCAGACCUGGAGCAGCAGAAUUCCUAAACUUAAAGAAAGAGAUGAUCCCUUUGCUUAUAUUACUGAAGAGUUUGAAAGACUUACUAAGAAAGGAGAUUUACUCAAUGACUCUACUCUUCAUGCUCUGAGUGACAUGAGAUCAUAUCUGAGCGAAGCCUAUGCUAUUACAGGUCAGGCCAAAAUGAAAGGAGUCAUCGAAUUUAUGAACGGACUUAUCGAAAAUAAACAGAAAUUCCUCAUCUUUGGUCACCACUAUGAAGUACUUGAUGCUCUUGAAGAUUAUUGUAUUAGAAAUAGGCUAAAUUAUAUCAGAAUUGAUGGAAGAGUUGAUCAGCAGAAUCGGUAUAAGGCUGUUAAGAAGUACCAGACAGAUCAGGAAUGUUUAAUAGCAAUACUAUCUCUGACAGCAAGUUCCCAAGGAAUUACACUCACAGCUGCCAACACUGUAGUCUUUGCAGAGCUAAUGUGGACUCCAGGAAUUAUGGUGCAAGCUGAGGAUAGAGCUCAUCGUAUUGGACAAGUUAAUACUGUAAAUGUCUACUAUCUUGUAGCAAGAAAUACAGUUGAUGAUAUGAUUUAUCCAAGACUUAAACUCAAAUCUACUGUGAUAUCAAGUGCUCUUGACGGUAAGGAAAAUCCGUUUAUUCUCAGAAGGGAUGGAGAAAAGCCUAGGGUCUAUGAUAAAGAUAAGAAAGUAAAGGAUCAUUACAUAAAAAGAUUUAACAAGCUUUCUAAAAGUAUCGAUCCAACCGGAAAGGAGCAGUCAAACAUCUCUGAUUUCUUUUUCUCAAAUGCUUAUUCCAAAAAUGACAAGAAGCCUAAGAAGAUCGCUAAGGAUGAAAAUAUAAAAGCUGAGGGGACUAAAGCUGAUCCUUGAAAGACAGAAGCUCAUAGAUCCUCUACCAAAUCAGAAAAAUUCAAGGAUGAUUCUGAAAUAUUUAUCAAAACCAACUAUUCUUCUAAGGAAGAACUUCUGCCAGAUGAAAAGGAGGAAUACGAGAAUCUUUCAGUUGGAUCUUGUGAUUCUGACCAAGAAAUCAGUGAAAUACCCGAGCCAACACUAUUCUCAGAGUCAAUAGCAGAAGAUCAUCUUGAGCAGAGCAAUAUAGUCGAUGUCGAAAAUGAAUCAUGGAGUGUGUAUUCCAAUCCAAUGUGGGACGAAUACCGCAAACUUCGGUUCCAAAGAAACAGGCUGAUUUGGGACACACAAACUUUUGAUAAGUUCACACCUGUUUGGAAGCAAAUGCGAGGUAAGAUCGGUCGACCUAAAGAUCGUAAAAAUAUCACAAUUGACGAACAAAUAUGCCAUGAUAUGCUAGAAGCUGAGGAAGCUGAAAAGGAAAUGCGUCUUCAAGAGCAAAGAGAUUACGAAAGAAGAGAGACUGUGUUGAGAGAGAAAAAUAAAGGAGUUAAACAUAAACAAAAGGAAGCUCAUAAGUUCAUGGAUAUCUAUGCAGCAGAGAUUGAAGGCGGCAAUGUAUCUGCGUAUUUAGGAGAUUAUCUCCAAACACGAUCUAUGGGAGUUAAAAGUGAAGCUCAUUCAUAUUUUAAGCGUAAAAAGAUUAAUUAA